GCCUCAUUGCUCGUUCUCGACCCGCGGAACGGCACGUGUGUGAAGGGAGUACCUGCUCACAUGCAGAACACACCGUUCACAGACACGGAGCCAUACUCAUCCGUAUAUGUUUCAGUUCGUGUGGACGGCAGACACAUUAAUGCUCCCCGCCGUCUCUCAUUCACCAGUCUUCAACGAAUGUCCUAGCAGCAGUCGUCACCAUUCAGUAAUAUGGAUGCAUCUCAAACAGAAUCGGGAAGUUGUUGAGAAUCAGCGGGGCCAGGGGUCCAAGUCCGGAGAUGGUGGUGUGUCAAUACUGCCGCCAUAUGGAUCCUUGAAUGGCAGGGCUGGGCGUCCGGGGAUGACGGAAGCCCACAACCUUGGGAUCGAUAUUUGCAAUCACUCGCAUGAGGCACUCGCUUCGAACGAUGAUUCAGAUGAAGGUGUGAAAGCUAAGCGAUCGGGGAGCUCGGGAGAUGAAAUUGUUCGGUCACCUUCUGCGAACCUCCCUAUACUUGGCGACGGCAGACACAGGCACAGAGCUGUUGAUGGGGCUUGCAGAGGUCGACAACAUCAAGCAAGCAUUACUGUGCCAUGUUUCCAUGGACCAGGUUGCUGCCGUACGGUGCUCAGCGAUACACUCCAUCAAUGUUCGACGUCGGCGCUUCGCAAAACAUGCCACUGUUUGACACCCACCUGCACCAAGGAUCAUGGUAUCGCAUGCAACAACCGUCCGAAUCCUCUUGAUCCUUCGCUGUGCAUCGACCGAUGCCGCGUCGCUUGCGGGCUGUGCUGCUGUUCAUAGCACACGUCUGUGAUAUCUCUCUUGGGUCACUCUACCAGCCAACGAAGCAUGACGGAAGCAUGCAACAGACACAAAGACAAUAUUGAAAGGAGAAUGUCGACAACACUGGACCCCACUUCAACAGUAUCAAGGACCGACUGCAUAACUCAGCACUAUGCAUACGCAAUCCUAUAGCGCUGAUUCAAAACACAGGACUACAAAUAA
Molecule: messenger RNA, 988 nt
Organism: Macroventuria anomochaeta
Lineage: Eukaryota; Fungi; Ascomycota; Dothideomycetes; Pleosporales; Didymellaceae
Exons: 2
Coding region: 107-784 (225 amino acids)
Source: RefSeq, a predicted model, not a curated record